Salvelinus fontinalis (brook trout) is the source of this 2203-nucleotide messenger RNA. RefSeq names its product aldehyde dehydrogenase 9 family, member A1a, tandem duplicate 1 (gene aldh9a1a.1). Gene Ontology annotation, molecular function: 4-trimethylammoniobutyraldehyde dehydrogenase (NAD+) activity; aminobutyraldehyde dehydrogenase (NAD+) activity. The record is from RefSeq and is a predicted model, not a curated record. The transcript is spliced from 12 exons. Lineage: Eukaryota; Metazoa; Chordata; Actinopteri; Salmoniformes; Salmonidae. The coding region runs from base 339 to 1859 and encodes 506 amino acids.
GUUUUAGAAUAAACGUCGAAAUACUUAUUUCAAAUGCUCAAGGAUUCGGAUGAUAAAGACCAUGUAUAUGUGAAAGGCAAGCUAUCAGACACCCUGAAACUAAUUCCGCCCAUAUCGUGUAAUUGCUGAAGAUUUGAACUGCGGUCAUAUUCAUACAGUAUUUCCACACUGGUUGGGUAGUGGCUACUAUUUUACACAUUCCCUGUUUACGAGGGGCGAAGUGCGUCUGUCUGUAUGAUACGACAUCUGCUGACUUGCAUCAAUAAAACAUCAAAUCCAAAGCAGGGCGAACGCUUAGAUUUACGGAACAGAAGACGGUGAUUCACACACAGUCGAACAUGGCCCAGCUUCUAGAGUCUAUGCCCAGUGCCUCCACUGGACAGGUCGUGGUGACAGACCACUUAAAUUUCUGGGGUGGGUGCAGAGUUAAGCCCAAGGAUGGAAUUAACGCGGAGCCCGUCCACGAACCUGCAACUGGGCGUAAGCUGUGUGACAUGUUUCCAUGUGGGAAAGAGGAGGUGGACCAGGCCAUCCAAAGUGCACAUGCUGCCUACCUAAAGUGGAGCAAGAUGGCAGGCAUGGAGAGGGCCCGAGUUAUGCUGGAGGCUGCUCGCAUCAUCAGGGAGAGAAGAGACAACAUUGCCAAGUUGGAGGUGAUCAACAAUGGGAAGUCUAUCACAGAGGCCCGGGUGGACAUUGAUGUUUCCUGGCAGACCUUAGAGUACUACGCUGGCAUUGCUGGCACACUGGCAGGCCAGCACAUCCAACUGCCCGGAGGAUCCUUUGCUUACACCAGACGGGAGGCCCUGGGGGUAUGUGUGGGCAUCGGGGCCUGGAACUACCCCUUCCAGAUCGCCUGUUGGAAGUCUGCUCCUGCCCUGGCCUGUGGUAAUGCCAUGGUGUUCAAGCCUUCUCCUUUCACUGCUGUGACCGCCGUGAUUCUGGCUGAGAUCUACAAAGAGGCUGGGGUACCUGAUGGGCUCUUCAACGUGGUGCAGGGUGGGGCGGAGACCGGCACCCUGCUCUGUAAUCACCCCGGCGUGGCUAAGGUGUCCUUCACUGGCCGUGUCCCGACUGGGAAGAAGAUCAUGGAGAUGUCUGCGAAGACUGUAAAGCAGGUGACUCUGGAGCUGGGAGGGAAAUCACCCCUCAUCAUCUUUAAGGACUGUGAGCUGGAGAACGCAGUGAGGGGGGCGCUCAUGGCUAACUUCCUGACUCAGGGAGAGGUGUGCUGUAAUGGGACGCGGGUGUACGUGCAGAGAGAGAUCAUGCCUGUGUUCCUGGAGGAAGUGGUUAAGAGGACCAAGGCCAUCUCAGUAGGGGACCCUCUCCUGGAGAACACCCGCAUGGGAGCCCUGAUCACUAGGCAACACCUGGACAAGGUGCUGGGCUUUGUCAGCCAGGCCAAGACAGAGGGAGCAAAGGUACUCUGUGGAGGGGAAGCCUUUAUCCCGAUUGAUCCCAAACUGAAGGGAGGUUACUACAUGUCUCCCUGUGUCCUGGACAACUGCACAGACGACAUGACGUGUGUGAAGGAGGAGAUCUUUGGGCCUGUAAUGUCAGUGAUGCCCUUUGACACAGAAGAGGAAGUGCUGAAGAGGGCCAACAACACUACAUUCGGCCUGGCCUCUGGAGUCUUUACCAGGGAUAUAUCCCGGGCCCACCGGGUGGCUGAGAACCUGCAGGCUGGAACCUGCUUCAUCAACAACUACAACAUCAGCCCUGUGGAGGUGCCCUUCGGAGGAUACAAGCAGUCUGGUUUUGGCAGGGAGAACGGCCAGGUGACCAUCGAGUACUACUCCCAGCUGAAGACUGUGGUUGUGGAGAUGGGAGACGUGGACGAUUACUUUAGUUGUUAAAUUACCAAUUAAGUGCCAAGGAAAACCAAGACCUAUACGCUACUGUCCUUAAGAUGUUUGGUGUAUUUGUGCAUCUGAGGAAAGUAUCAUUGUUAUUGGUAGUUUAUAACAGGAAGUAACUAACAUGGCUGGUUUGUCAGUAGAAUGUGCAAGUAUGAAGAUGUCACCAAGUGCUAAAAAGCCUAGUCUUCACCCACUUGAUCAAUACAUUUUAUACUUUCCAUUUCAGCUGUGAUCCUAGCCAAAAAGUCAAUAUGAAGAAGCGUUCAAACGUUUCCCAUGGUCUGUCACUUUCUAGCACAUGUAUCUCACAUUUUGAAUAAACUUUUGUAAUACUCACAGUA